CCACGAUUCGUCACUAUGCAGCGGGGCCACCAGCAAGAUGCGGAGGAGUUCCUUGGUUUCCUACUAGACGGGCUCCAUGAAGAGUGCGUCCAUGUUAUGCGAACCAGUUCGGCAAAUUCGGCCUCUGAUAUGGCCAAUCUGAUAGAUGUACCAACAUCUCCAGUCAGCGACGCUGCAAGUGAUGUGGGAUCUGCGUCUGGGAAGGAAAAUGGGUGGCUCGAGGUUGGACCAAAGCAGAAACAAGCCGUUACUCGGUCAUCUGGAAUAGUUACGACGAAUUCUCCAGUGACCAAAAUCUUCGGAGGCAACUUGCGAUCAGAACUACGAGUACCUGGUCUGAAGGAUUCCGUCACACUCGAACAUUACCAACCACUACAGCUCGAUAUUGGAGCAUCCAACGUCCAUAAUAUCGUUGACGCGUUGAAAGGCUUGACGCGCUCUGAAGCUUUACACGGAGACUUCAAGUCCCCGAAGGGUCCCAAUGUCACUGCUACCAAGCAGGUCUUCAUUGAGACUGUUCCUCCCGUUCUGAUUUUGCACUUGAAGCGUUUCCAGUACGACAAUACUGGCGGAACUCAGAAGAUCUGGAAGAAGGUUGGAUACCCGCUAGAGCUGGAGAUACCAAAGGAGGUGUUCCCUCGGCAGAAACGUAGUGUUUAUGCUCAUGGGGGCCUCCCGAAAUAUCGCCUGAUUGCGGUCGUCUACCACCAUGGCAAAAAUGCAAGCGGUGGUCAUUACACUGUGGAUGUCAGGAGGCAGGAUGGCCGUGAAUGGAUCAGACUUGAUGAUACCGUCAUCAAGCGUGUGAGGAGCGAAGAUGUUGCUGAAGGUGGAAGUGAGGAGGAUCCUAAAGUCCUUGCGGCCGCGUUGGAAUCUCAGAGGAGAGACAGCCCAUCUUCAGGCAAUGUUUUUUCUGCCAUAGAGGAUGAGGAAGCGGCUGGGGACGAAGAUGGAUGGAGGCAGGCGAAUGGAUCUGGGAAGAAGUGGUCAAACGUUGUCAACGGCACGCCCCGGCCCAAGAGCAGGAGCGAGAAGUCCUCAGCGAAGGAUAACAAGGUGGCCUAUCUUCUGUUCUACCAGAGGAUAUGAGGUUGCGGGUGAGAGGUUGCGGGGAGUGAGGAUGGGGAGGAACACUAGCUGCUGCCGCUGCACGGCUGCACGGCUACAUAUAUACCUGUGGAGCCGAUGCUUUCCGACUUCCACAGCCGAAGGCACCAUGCCAGCGGUCAGCGUGAUUUGGCUCGAAUAUUUGUGAUGACGGAGGCUUCUUUGGUGUCACGUCCUUGAUCUGCUUCGGUAUCAAAUUCAGGGUUUGAGCGCAUUGGCGCAACUGGGCAUGGCUGGGAGGGGAGGGGGGUUCAAAAAAGCAGCGU
Molecule: messenger RNA, 1373 nt
Organism: Amorphotheca resinae ATCC 22711
Lineage: Eukaryota; Fungi; Ascomycota; Leotiomycetes; Helotiales; Amorphothecaceae
Exons: 2
Coding region: 16-1089 (357 amino acids)
Biological process (GO): protein deubiquitination
Cellular component (GO): cytosol; nucleus
Molecular function (GO): cysteine-type endopeptidase activity; cysteine-type deubiquitinase activity
Source: RefSeq, a predicted model, not a curated record